UGUCUGUCAUGUGCUUGUCCCCCAGCGCCCGCGGAGAAGGAGGUCAUCAGAGGCCAGUACGGGAAGCUCACCGACGCCUACGGCUGCCUGGGAGAGCUCAGGUUGAAGUCUGGUGACGCGUCCCUGAGCUUCCUGGUUUUGGUGACGGGCUGCACGUCUGUGGGCAGGAUUCCGGAGGCUGAAAUCUACAAGAUCACCGGCACCGACUUUUACCCUCUGCAGGAAGAGGCCCGGGAGGAGGAGCGGCUCCCGGCCCUCAGGAAGAUCCUCAGCUCCGGAGUCUUCUACUUCGCGUGGCCCAGCGACGGCUCGCGCUUCGACCUCACCGUCCGGGCACAGAAGCAGGGCGAUGACAGCGACGAGUGGGGGAACUCCUUCUUCUGGAACCAGCUGGUGCGUGUGGCCCUGAGGCGGGGGAGCUCAGCGCUCAAGGACUGGCUGCUGAAGGUCAUCUGCGGGGUGGUGGCCAUCCGCACAGUGUACGCCUCGCACAAGCAGGCCAAGGCCUGCCUCAUCUCCCGCAUCAGCUGCGAGCGCGCCGGCGCCCGCCUCCUCACCCGCGGAGUGAACGACGACGGCCACGUGUCCAACUUCGUGGAGACGGAGCAGACGAUCUACAUGGAUGAUGGUGUGUCGUCUUUCGUCCAGAUCAGAGGCUCGGUUCCGCUGUUUUGGGAGCAGCCAGGGCUCCAGGUUGGCUCGCAUCAUCUGAGACUCAACAGAGGCCUGGAAGCCAACGCCCCUGCUUUCGACAGGCAUAUGGUCCUCCUGAAGGAGCAGUAUGGGAAGCAAGUGGUCGUAAACCUGCUGGGGAACAGAGGCGGAGAGGAGGUGCUCAACAGAGCCUUCAAGAAGUUGCUCUGGGCUUCGUGCCACGCUGGUGACACGCCUAUGAUAAACUUCGACUUCCACCAGUUCGCCAGGGGCAGGAAGCUAGAGAAACUGGAGAACCUGCUGCGGCCCCAGCUGCAGCUCCACUGGGAUGACUUCGACGUGUUCACCAAGGGUGCGAGUGUGAGUCCCCGUUUUCAGAAAGGCACUUUGCGGAUGAACUGUCUCGACUGCCUGGACCGAACCAACACGGUGCAGAGCUUCAUUGCGCUUGAGGUCCUUCACCUGCAGCUCAGGAGCCUCGGGCUGAAUUCAAAGCCCAUCGCCGACCGCUUCGUGGAGUCCUUCAAAGCCAUGUGGUCUCUGAAUGGGCACAGCCUGAGCAAGAUGUUCACGGGCAGCCGCGCCCUGGAGGGGAAGGCCAAGGUGGGGAAGCUGAAGGACGGGGCCCGGUCCGUGUCCCGCACCAUCCAGUCCAACUUCUUCGACGGCGUGAAGCAGGAGGCCAUCAAGCUGCUGCUGGUCGGGGACGUCUACACGGAGGAGGCGGCCGACAAGGGAAGGAUGCUACUGGACAACACGGCCCUGCUGGUGACCCCCAGGAUCCUGAGGGCGAUGUCGGAGCGCCAGGCGGAGUUCACAAAUUAUAAGCGGGUCCGUGUCGCCAUGGGGACCUGGAACGUGAACGGAGGGAAGCAGUUCCGGAGCAACCUGCUCGGGACCGCUGAGCUCGCCGAGUGGCUGCUGGACUCGCCCAGGCUUUCCGAGCCCGAGCCCCAGGAUGACAGCAGCCCAGCUGACAUAUUUGCCGUGGGGUUUGAAGAGAUGGUGGAACUGAGUGCGGGGAAUAUCGUCAAUGCCAGCACCACCAACAGAAAGAUGUGGGGCGAGCAGCUUCAGAAAGCCAUCUCACGCUCCCAUAGGUACAUUCUCUUGACCUCGGCACAGCUGGUGGGCGUCUGUCUCUAUAUCUUUGUCCGUCCCUACCACGUCCCGUUCAUCAGGGAGGUGGCCAUCGACACGGUGAAGACGGGCAUGGGCGGGAAGGCGGGCAACAAGGGCGCCGUGGGCAUCCGCUUCCAGUUCCACAGCACCAGCUUCUGCUUCGUGUGCAGCCACCUGACGGCCGGGCAGUCCCAGGUGAAGGAGCGGAACGAGGACUACAGGGAGAUCACCCAGAAGCUCAGCUUCCCCAUGGGAAGAAACAUCUUUUCUCAUGACUACGUGUUUUGGUGUGGCGACUUCAACUACCGCAUCGAUCUCACGUACGAAGAAGUCUUCUAUUUUGUUAAGCGCCAAGACUGGAAGAAGCUUCUGGAAUUUGAUCAGCUACAGCUGCAGAAAUCCAGUGGGAAAAUUUUUAAAGACUUUCAUGAAGGCAGCAUUAAUUUUGGGCCCACCUACAAGUACGACGUUGGCUCCGCCGCCUACGACACGAGCGACAAGUGCCGCACCCCGGCCUGGACGGACAGGGUGCUGUGGUGGAGGAAGAGGCAUCCCUUCGACCGGACAGCUGGAGAACUCAACCUCCUAGACAGCGACCUCGAUGCGGACACCAAGGUCAGACACACCUGGUCUCCCGGAUCCCUCAAGUAUUACGGCCGAGCGGAGCUGCAGGCUUCGGACCACAGACCCGUGCUGGCCAUCGUGGAGGUGGAAGUUCAAGAAGUUGACGUGGGUGCCCGGGAGAGGGUGUUCCAGGAAGUGUCCUCUUUCCAGGGCCCCCUGGACGCCACCGUCGUCGUCAACCUCCAGUCGCCCACCUCCGAGGAGAAAGACGAGUUUCCCGAGGACGUGCGCACCGAGCUCAUGCAGACCCUGGAGAAUUACGGGACGAUUGUUCUUGUCAGGAUCAACCAGGGGCAGAUGCUGGUGACGUUUGCAGACAGUCACUCGGCUCUCAGCGUCCUCGACGUGGACGGCAUGAAGGUGAGGCCGCUCGGUCCUGUGCGUCCUCGGGGCCGUACCAAGGACUGGCUGACGGGGCUGCAGGCCGAGAUCCUGCGGAAGCGGGAGAGCCUGGCGCCCGUGUCGCCCACCGCCAACUCCUGCCUGCUGGAGGAGGGCUUCGACCUCACCAGCUCGGACUACGAGUCGGAGGGGGAUAUUCUCGAAGAGGAUGAAGACUAUUUGGAUGAACUGAGUCAGCCUGUGGUCUCAGACAGUGAGCUGGGCGGGGACGACCUUGCCGAUACCCCCAGCUCCAUGGCGGCACCGCCCAGCAAGUCACCUGCGCUCCCCAAAAAGAAGCAACAUCCGACCUACAGAGAUGAUGCUGCCCUGGUGGAGUUACAGCAGGAGCUGGAAGCCGUGGGGGACCGCCUCCGCUCGCCAAGUAGGUCUCUGUCGGUUCCCAACAGGCUGCCUCUGGGAAUGGCUGCGCACCUCCCCCUCCUGCACCAGCGGCUCCGCGUCACCUCCCGGCCUCCGGGCCCACCAGGCCUCAUGGUGAAGAAGUCGGCCUCGGACGUGUCCAUCUCCGGCACCCACGGCCAGUACUCGGUCUUGCCGACGGCGAAGCUGCUGCCGGGCGCGCCUCAGCAGGUGCCCAAGGCCAGGACGGGCAUCAGCAAGCCUUACAAUGUCAAGCAGAUCAAAACCACCAACGCCCGGGAGGCGGAGGCCGCCAUCCGGUGUCUGCUGGAGGCCAGAGGCGGCCCCCCAGGGGAAGUCCUAAACGCCACGGCCGCGAGGGACCAGGAGCCUUCCAAGCCAGAGCCCGUGGUGGGGGCAGCCCCACUCCUGCCCCGCCGGCCCGCGCCCAGAGUCCCUGCCAUGAAGAAGCCGACCUUCAGGAGGACCGGGAAGCCCACGUCACCGGAAGAACAGUUCGGGCAACAGACUGUCCAUUUCACAAUCGGGUCCCCGGAGACGAGCCUCGAAACCCCUCCUCUUGUGACAGUCCCUCCUGUUCCCAAACCAAGAACCCUUCCACCCGGGAGAGGCGCCGAGAGGAAGCCCGUGCCAGCCGAUGCCCCUGCUGGGGCCACGCCGCCCCCUGGGGGGGUAGCCGCCUUCCACCUGCAGGUGCUGCAGACCCACAGCCAGCUCCUCCAGGACCUGGCCCGCAGCGGCCUCCGCAGUGACGGCCCCCCGGCCCCCCAGCCCGACGGGGGCGCCCAGACUGAUGGCCACAAGGAGCCCAGACCAGAGGCGGCCUCCCUCCUGGGUGAUGGCCAGGACCCCUUCUGGAGCCUUCUCCAGCACCCUAACCUGGUGAACAGCGCCUGGCUGUCCAAGAGCUCUGAUCCCCUGGACGCGGGGACCAGGAACCUCAGGAGGGCGCACACAGCCCCGCUGCAGGUCAGUGGCUCGGCCGCGGAGGAGCCGCCCCCGGAGCACAGGCACCAAGACCUGGGUCCCUGGGCCGCCAUCAGCGACACGGACAAGAGGACGGUGCUGCAGGUGUUCGACCCACUGGCGGAAACCUGAGUGGGAGCCGUGGACAGCGCGCUCUCGCAGAACCGCCUGCCUUCCUCCUCAGGCAUCGCUGUAUAGACGAAAGCCCGUUGGCCUCAAACCCCGUCAGAAGAGACAUCUGUGUAAAGGCACUGAAGCCACGUUCGUACUUCUGCCCCCUCUUGUGUCGUUUACAAAAAUCGUGUCUCUUAUUCAAUAAGGUUAUUGCUCAGCCACGAGGCAUGUUUUAUUCCAGACGCGUGUGCAUUUCGAGUUUCCUCUCAGGGGCCUGGGAAGGAGGCCGUCCUGCGAGAGUCCGCGUGUGGGUUUUAGAAAAGGGAACUGGUGGAUAACGCCUACGUUCCCUCCCGUCGAAUUUUAAAUGGUUGUUCCAUUUACGUGUGUCUGUGGUGUUUUUUAAUUUCGUUUGUAUUUUACAGAUUCAGAGUAAUUUUUUGGUGCAUCACCCGGGGGGUGGGUGCAUAAAGUAAGGAUCACACUGAAAGGUAGUUGGGACCAUGAAGAGCCGUACCUGCCCGCAUCGCACCAGGUUAGAAAAGUCAGAGACGGAAGCAGCAAAGAGGGCAACCCAACGCCUGGGCUGCCCACUCCCUGGUGUUUGUUUAUGUGCAUGUCUGUAUUAACCUUGACCGUGUGGGAGACGGUGUCUGUACUUUUGGGGCCCUGAAGCAUAUGCCAUCGGCUUCACCUGAGCUUAACCCGGCUAAAGACUCCUGUGUCCUGUCUCCGACAUGCACACCCCAUAGACUGCUCCAGCCCUGCGCCCUGGUGGGCUGCGUAAGCCAGUGUUUACACGCUAUCGAGCCCCUUUUAAAGGAAACCUUGUGAAUUCUUCUCUUCCCUUCUAGUCUGUACCUGGUAAACGCACACAUGUGAGAACGCUAUGAUGACUGUCUGCUUUAUCCUGGUCUGUGGCUGCAGCGUCAGGAAGGAACGCACCAUGUGCCCCUUUUACAUAAGAAACCCAGGCAGUGUCUCUGGAUUGGCUUAUCUAUAUGUCUGUUAGGUCUACUUUUUACCUGCCUUUUCCCUAUACGUCUCCAACACCACUGCUUGCCUAUGAAAUCAUUUAAAAAGAAAUCGCCAUACUGCUCCACAUUGAAAAAACAAUGUUGGAAGGCCUAGAGUUUCAUUUGGAGCAGAUAUUAUGUUUUUGCUAAUACACUGGCAGAAAUCUUAGUGUAUCACAUGCCAUACGGAGGAGCCUCUCAUGUCAUAGGGUCACACAGCAAUGAGUCUGGGCUACCCCUAAGGUGACCAGGGAACUCCAACACUCAAUGCUAACGGUUGGGGUGGCAGGGAUGGUCUUGCCCAGGGAAUACCACUCUCUCUUUGCUGAUCAGACCUCUGGGUGUUCAGAAUUAUUUCUCAUCGCCACUGUCAAGGUACACUGCAGAUCAUUUACAUCUGGCACUCAAGACAAAAACAAAACUACGACAUUAUUUCACUUCAUCUGAAAACUGAGCAAAGAAAAAGGCAUUACUGACCCAUCGAGAUAAACAGAAUACGCGAGUUGACAUGUCAAAAAAAAGAUGGUGUUUCUGGCCCAAGGCGUUAGGACACCUUCUGUAGUAAGUGCUUCAUAUUAUUUUUACCUCUCUAACAAGUGCAAAUAAAUAACAUAAUCCUUGAACGUGUUAGCGGACGCAAACAAGCAGGAUGGGUAGCAGGCUUGGAGAAGUUCAAUGAUUUGCAGCAUUCAGUUGCUACUAGAGAACAAUUAGAAAUGGAAGCAAAGAUUUCUUAAUGCAAUCACUCUUUUUUUCUAUAACCUUUUUUCCCCACCAAAAGGAGGUGAAUUUGAAAGCAGAUACAUGUAACCAUCAGUUAGAAAAGCAGGGGAAAGUCAGUACCACAACAGUUGCUUGCAAUGCUGGGAACAGGCCUAAUUCUCAAGUUACUUCUUUGUUCUAGAAAACCAGUAGCCAGUGAGAGGUACAGGAACUGAAUCUCGGUGGAGACAGGUGCUCGUCACACAAGUAGCACUUAGGAAUCCAACAGGAAGUAGCAACACACAGAACUGUGUGGGCCUCGGGACGCAGGCCACAAGAAAAAGGACCAGUAGUUUAACAUGAAGAAAUGAACAAAUAUUAUUUGAUCACAGGUGUUCACAUUCAGUGAACAGCACAGAGUGGGUUUUGAGUUGAUGCAUGAGGCUCUCACACUAGCUUCCUCUUAAGAAGACAGUUAGCAUUGCCUUAUUUAUUUUUUUAAAUUGAUGCUUCAUAGCUGUAGGUUUCCUAGGUUAGGGGCAGGCAGUUGAAUAACCUCCAGUGAGCAGCUGCAUCCGCGAAUGUCAUUCUGUGGGGUUUGUAUUUUUGGUUUUUCUUUGAUGCUCCCACGCGGGGCUUUUUACUGUGACCUUGUCGUUUAUUUCAUUAUUUUUCUGUAAGACGUUGCAGUUCACUGUGGUCCUGUGUUUUAGGCAAGGCACUUUACAACUCAACACGCUCUCUGUGACUCCAAUCGCUGUCUUCCCUUGUACAAUGUCAUCUCCGACUUCUUGGCUAUUUUAAAAUUUAUUCCAGCAAAUUACUGGAAUUAGGACAUCUGUCUAAGCAAUUCCUGUAAAAGUUUUAAAGUUGUUGAAGCUCAAGACACUUAAUAGAAUUCUCCUGAUGUGUAUAAGCAAAGUAAUGUAUUAAAACAUUCUCUUUAUAACAAAGUGAUUUAUUCAGAAAGGAAAGCCACAAAAAUUAUUUAUUGACUAACUGGCAAUUAAUAAAAACCCUGUAAUGUUUAUUUGAAGUGCUCAUUUGUACUGAAAUUGUAAAAAAAAAAAAAUCUAUUAAAUGGUUUGUCUUUGUUUUGUAA
Messenger RNA from Myotis davidii, 7065 nucleotides. It is a transcript of the gene SYNJ2, whose product is annotated as synaptojanin 2. Gene Ontology annotation, cellular component: presynapse; perinuclear region of cytoplasm. Gene Ontology annotation, biological process: synaptic vesicle endocytosis; phosphatidylinositol dephosphorylation; brain development. The record is from RefSeq and is a predicted model, not a curated record. Gene Ontology annotation, molecular function: nucleic acid binding; phosphatidylinositol-4,5-bisphosphate 5-phosphatase activity. Lineage: Eukaryota; Metazoa; Chordata; Mammalia; Chiroptera; Vespertilionidae.